This is a messenger RNA of Sorex araneus (European shrew), 2049 nucleotides long. RefSeq names its product IFI30 lysosomal thiol reductase (gene IFI30). NCBI's taxonomy places the organism in Eukaryota, Metazoa, Chordata, Mammalia, Eulipotyphla, Soricidae. Gene Ontology annotation, molecular function: oxidoreductase activity, acting on a sulfur group of donors, disulfide as acceptor. Gene Ontology annotation, cellular component: lysosome. The transcript is spliced from 7 exons. The record is from RefSeq and is a predicted model, not a curated record. Bases 1159 to 1881 code for a protein of 240 amino acids.
AGCUGGAGUGGCCGGCAGGGGCUGCCUGGCCCUGGCUCCAAGAGGGCCCCCACAGCCACCCCACAGCACCUCGGGCUCCUGGCAGCCUCUGCGGCCCAGAGCGAUGGCAAUUUCUGUGCUCCCCGUCACCCCUGGUCCAGAAGCCGGGCUGCAGGAGGUCUGGGGUUCCACUGUGAAUCACCACAGUUGGGGUGGAAGUGUGCCCCAAGAGGAAAGAGGCUGGGCAGAGGUACUAGGGCCACCCCAGGUGGACACAGGGCCAGGCUGCUUCGUUCCCCCCAUGGUCCCAAGCAGAUGGGGUCCCUCUCCGUGGAGCCAGGCCUGUGUCGGGCUAGACAUGGGCACCCAGGAGCAGAGGGGUGCCCCUUCCCGGGCCUGUCCUCUGUUGCCAGUGACCCGACUGCCCCAGCUGGCCAGGGCCACCCCCAGCUGCCUGACUGCCUGGCUGCGGCCGGGAGAGGUGGCUGCCCAUGUGCCAGGAAAGCACCUCCUUUUGUUUUGGGGCCACACCUGGUGAUGCUCAGAACCAACUCCUGGCAGGGUUUGAGAGACAAGCCAGGUGCUCCAGGCUGGAGGCAGACGUCCUCCCUGCCGGCUGCCCACUCCGGCCCCACCUUACAAAAAGGGGUGCUGGGCUUGAGGGCAAUUGGGGGGCACCCCCAGUUUUGGCUGGCCCCAGUGGGUCUGGGUGCUAGUCCUGUCCCAGGAAGUAGCUCCUUCCUCCUUCCGGGUCCCUGGGAGGAGGCGACCCUGCAUGCGGGAGAAGUGACCUGACCGGGUGGCGGAUCUGAGACGUGUCCCACCCCCCCUGCCCAGCCGCUUCUCUGAGACCCAGCUGCGGGCCGGCAGCCCCGGGACGCUAGGGUGGGGUGAUGGGGCAAAGGGCAGCUGGCAGGGACUGAACGAGCUGGGGGCGGGGUCCGGGGCUACAGGAAGCCCAGUCCCCGCCUCCUGGGGAGGGGGCUCCGCGCCUGGAGGUGGCCGCGGGCGCCCGCGAACCCCGCCGCCGACCGUUGGGGGCGGUUUCAGUCGGCCGGGAGGGCGGCCCCGAGGGGCGUGGGCCCGCCGGGGCGGGUCCUCGGGGGCCGGGCCUGGGGCCCCGCGCUUAUAGGCGGCUCGGCGGCCGCGAAGGCCCAUCCGCGCCUGGACCACGCCACUAUGACCCCGUGGCCACUCGCUCCAGUGCUGCUGCUGCUGCUGCUGCUGCCCGGCCCCUGGGCGGCGCGGGGGGCCCGGCCGGGCGGGGCCGCCUGCACGAACCCAGAGCUGUGCGUGCUCAGGCCGCCGUGGGCCCCGCGCCAGGCGCCGCCCGUCAAUGUCACACUGUACUACGAGGCGCUGUGCCCCGGCUGCCGCGCCUUCCUCGUCCGGGAGCUCCUCCCCACCUGGCUCAUGGUCAUGGAGAUCCUCAACGUCACGCUGGUGCCCUACGGGAAUGCGCAGGAAAGGAACGUGAGCGGCCACUGGGAGUUUGAGUGCCAGCACGGACAGCAGGAGUGCAGACUGAACAAGGUGGAGGCCUGCCUCCUGGACCUGCUAGAGCAGUACUCGGCCUUCAUGACCAUCGUCUGCAUGGAAGAGAUCGACCCGAUGGAGAAAAACCUGGCUCCGUGCCUGCAGCUCUACGGCCCCGACGUGUCCCCGGAGUCGGUCCUGGCAUGUGCGGACGGCGAGCGAGGCACGGCCCUCCUGCACAGGAAUGCGCAGCUCACGUCCGCCCUGCAGCCGCCCCACCAGUUCGUGCCCUGGGUGGUCAUCAACGGGAAGCCCACACAAGAGCCAGGCCACCUCCUGAGCCUCGUGUGCAAGCUGUACCAGGGGGAGAAGCCAGAACCCUGUCAGGGCAUGGCCCGGAAGCACCAGGACCUCUGCUUCAAGUGACAUGACGGGCCGCUGGCUGCCCGCUGACCCCGCUUUCCGGAUCGUGAGCUGCCCAGCGUCUGGGCGAUGGACACAUCCCACAGCGCUGGGCAGAGCUGUGCCGGCGCCCGCCCAGCUGAGAUGCCACCGCAGAGGAAGGAGCCUAAUAAACUCUCUAGGGUGUUGUGA